Jaculus jaculus (lesser Egyptian jerboa) is the source of this 1151-nucleotide messenger RNA. RefSeq names its product vitamin K epoxide reductase complex subunit 1 (gene Vkorc1). Gene Ontology annotation, molecular function: vitamin-K-epoxide reductase (warfarin-sensitive) activity. The coding region runs from base 16 to 501 and encodes 161 amino acids. The transcript has 3 exons. The record is from RefSeq and is a predicted model, not a curated record. Gene Ontology annotation, biological process: peptidyl-glutamic acid carboxylation; vitamin K metabolic process. Lineage: Eukaryota; Metazoa; Chordata; Mammalia; Rodentia; Dipodidae.
GGCGGGGUGGUAGCCAUGGGCCUCACCUGGAGGCGCCCGGGCUGGGUGCGGCUGGCGCUGUGCGUCGCGGGUUUCGCGCUCUCCCUUUACGCGCUGCACGUGAAGGCGGCGCGCGCCCGCGACCGCGACUACCGCGCCUUCUGCGACGUGGGCGCUGCAAUCAGCUGUUCGCGCGUCUUCUCCUCUCGGUGGGGCCGGGGCUUUGGGCUGGUGGAGCAAGUGCUGGGAGCAGACAGCGUCCUCAACCAAUCAAACAGCGUAUUUGGCUGCAUUUUCUACACUCUACAACUGUUGUUAGGUUGCCUGCGGGAACGGUGGGCCUCUACCUUACUGGUGCUGAGUUCCCUCCUGUCCCUCAUUGGUUCUGUCUACUUGGCCUGGAUCCUGUUCUUUGUGCUCUAUGACCUCUGCAUCGUUUGCAUUACCACCUAUGCCAUCAAUGUGGGGCUGAUGUUGCUCAGCUUCCAGGAGGUGUCAGAACCCAAAGCCAAGAAGCAAUGAGCUCCUGCCCCAUGCCAGGCUGACCUCACCUGCUUUGCUUCAGCACAUGAAGCAAAAAUGCUUACCCAAAAAGUUGCUGUCUGGGUACCUAGGAAGCCCUGUAUCCUUUCCUCAAUCUCUUUCAGAACACUACAAGACAGUGAGCCAAAUGUGCCUCUAGUUCUGACUUCAGGGCUGCUUUUCCAUUGCCCAGGAAGGAGAGGUUCUGAGCAAUAAAAUUUCUUAAAGGAGUUUUCCAAGUCUAAACCACCUAUCUGCCAAGGACCCUGGGGGUUUGGGCUUCCCCUAGUGUUGUCUUCUCUGAAAGUGGGUGAGUCAGAAGGAGAGGGGCGGGCUUGUCUGGGAAGGGUUGCUGUGGUGUCAUCUCCAGCACGUUGAGUCAGCAAAGUCUAGCACAUCAUCAGCUUCCACCCCCGGGAAACAAGCUGGCAGCCUGCCCUGCUGCCCAUGGGGAGCCUGGCACAUACCUGGAGGACAAGCUUCUUUGAAAUUUCUUUCUGUAGUCCAGCCUUUGCCUACAUGUACAUUAAGAACUCAUGUUAUUAUACUUAAUUCUCAUAUUAGGUAUUGCCACUGUUCUUAUCUUGAUGAGAUUGAGAUGCUAAAAUUAUAUCUAGUGUUGGGAAGGAAUAAAGGAGAUGGAGAUCUUA